UCGAGCUCAUCAGGGGCGUUGAACACGUCUAGCAUACCUUCUACCACUGCCUUGUCCUCUACUAGCAGUAUCCUCACGGAAUCCUUGCCUGCGUCGACCACUUCAAUGAUACCCGACUUUGGGCCAGCAUGGGCUACCGCGUACGAGAAAGCAAAGGCAAAGCUCGCUGGUUUCACGCUAGAAGAAAAAGUCAAUGUCACUACGGGGGUAGGUUGGGCAAACGGUCGUUGUGUCGGUAAUAUACCCCCCGUAGAACCUACUCAGGGGCGUGGGUGGCCAGGCUUAUGCUUGGAGGACUCUCCCCUGGGAGUUCGCUUUGGAGAUUUCGUAACGGCCUUCCCAACGGGAGUCAAUGCCGCCGCUUCCUUUAACCGCCGCCUUAUUCGCCUGCGUGGGCUCUUCAUGGGUCUAGAGCACAAAGGCAAAGGCGUAAACAUCGCCCUCGGGCCCAUGAUGAACAUGGGCCGCGUCGCCCAGGGAGGCAGGAACUGGGAAGGCUUUGGCGCAGAUCCUUAUCUGACUGGUGAAGCUGCGUACGAAACGAUAUUGGGCAUGCAGAUGGGGGGCGUGCAGGCAUGCGCGAAGCACCUCAUUAACAAGCACCAAGAACACUUUCGCACGCAGGAAAGUUCGGACGUUGAUGACCGAACUCAGCAUGAGAUUUAUGCGCAUCCAUUCUUACGGAGCGUAAUGGCAGGCGUAACUAGCUUGAUGUGCAGCUACAACCUUAUCAACGGCACUUAUGCUUGUGAAAACGAUAAGAUGCUGAAUGAUAUCGUAAAACGAGAAUUUGGAUUCCAAGGAUUUAUCAUGUCAGAUUGGGCAGCAACGCACUCAACGAUAUCAGUAAUGACAGGCCUUGACAUGACGAUGCCGGGCGACAUAACCUUUGAUUCCGGCACCUCCUACUUUGGCGAUAACCUGAUUGCAUACAUCCAGAACGGAACUAUCCCCGAAUCUCGUCUCGAUGACAUGGCAACACGUAUCCUCGCAGCGUGGUACUUCCUCCACCAAGACGCGCCGUCCUAUCCCCCAACCAAUUUCGACGCGUUCCGACCAGACAACGAAACCACCAACGAGCAUAUCGACGUCCAAGACGACCAUCAUUGGCUCGUCAGAGAGCUUGGUGCUGCGAGCACGGUUCUGUUGAAGAACGUCGGCGGUGCUUUGCCUCUUGGAAAGAAAGAUAGGAGCAUCGUGCUUGUCGGGAGCGAUGCUGGGCCUGGAAGUAUCGGUCCGAAUGAGUUCGCGGAUCGGGGAGGCUCGGAUGGCAUCCUGGCUAUGGGUUGGGGUUCGGGCACAGCGAAUUUUACAUACCUGGUUUCACCCUUGGAAGCCAUCCAGCGCAAGGCCCGCGAAUUCCGCACGAGCGUUUCGUGGAUCCUUGAUGAUUUCAACCUUGCGUUGGCGGGUAACAUGGCUAGGAAGAGAUCUGCUGCUCUUGUCUUCAUUAGCUCUGAUAGUGGAGAGGGGUAUAUCACCGUUGACGGAAACGAGGGUGAUAGGAAGAACCUCACUGCCUGGCAUGGUGGAGACGACCUCGUCCUGGCUGUUGCUGCUCAGAAUAACAACACUAUUGUUGUGGUCAACAGUGUUGGUCCCUUAAUCAUUGAGCCGUGGAUUGAUCAUCCCAACGUGACCGCCGUGGUGUGGGCCGGCUUACAAGGGAAUGAAGCCGGCAACUCCCUGGUGGACGUGCUUUACGGUGACUGGAACCCGUCAGGAAGAUUACCGUACACCAUUGCGAAAAAUAUCGCCGAUUAUCCGGCACAGCUGAUAACGGGCGGUGAGGGUCAAGAUAUCUUGGAUAUUCCUUACAGCGAAGCGCUUGAGAUUGAUUACCGCCAUUUCGACGCUAAAAACAUCACGCCUAGAUUUGAGUUUGGCUUUGGCUUGAGCUAUACUACAUUCAAGUAUUCGGGACUGUCAAUCAGUAAAAUAGAGUCUCCGGUAAAUGAUGCCCUUAUUGACAACUGGGAGAACGGAGGCGCUACUCCGAUAGAAGAGGGAUCCUCGCGCGCGGCUUGGUUGCACGAGCCUGCAUUUUCCGUUUCCUUCACCGUGCAUAAUGCUGGCUCAUCAUUCGGAGGCGAUAUCCCGCAGCUAUACGUUAAUUUCCCCGCCUCCGCCGGUGAACCCCCGUCUGUUCUCAGAGGGUUUACCGACGUUGAAGUAGCACCAUAUGAGCGGGAGAAGGUUACAAUCAUCUUGUCGCGCUAUGAUUUGUCCAUUUGGGAUACUGAAGCGCAAGGGUGGAGAAAGCCCAAGGGGACCAUUCAUCUCUCUGUUGGGGCUAGCAGUAGGGAUAUCAGGUUGAGAGGGAAGAUUCCUGCGGAGUGACGGUAGGACACUAGAAUGGACUAAAGUUGAACUUUUUUUUUUUUCGUACGAAGAACAAUUUAUACUCAUGUUGGUGGGCAUCUACUCAAUAGUCACCCCCCCUUUCGCUCUUCUUACUGAGUCAACAAUGCAUUUUUUGUUA
Molecule: messenger RNA, 2482 nt
Organism: Laccaria bicolor S238N-H82
Lineage: Eukaryota; Fungi; Basidiomycota; Agaricomycetes; Agaricales; Hydnangiaceae
Product: glycoside hydrolase family 3 protein
Exons: 18
Coding region: 106-2340 (744 amino acids)
Biological process (GO): glucan catabolic process
Molecular function (GO): beta-glucosidase activity
Source: RefSeq, a predicted model, not a curated record